Nicotiana attenuata is the source of this 583-nucleotide messenger RNA. RefSeq names its product protein TAP1-like. The record is from RefSeq and is a predicted model, not a curated record. The transcript is spliced from 2 exons. The coding region runs from base 63 to 398 and encodes 111 amino acids. Lineage: Eukaryota; Viridiplantae; Streptophyta; Magnoliopsida; Solanales; Solanaceae.
GGAACCCCUACUUUUUACAUCAAGAUUUAAGCCAAAAAACAGACUAUAGUGCAUCAGUAAAAAUGGAGGGGAAAAAAGUGAUGGCAAUAGCAUUAAUGCUUAUAAUUUUAGUAGAGGGAUCAAUGGCUGGAGAUUAUGGGAGCUGCAUUGUUGACUGCAUUAAAGACAAAGCCAUUGAUUGUAUUAUGGAACCUCAGAUAUGUCUCCCUGCUUGUGCUGCAAAAUGUGCCAUUCAACUUCCUUCUUCAUCAACACAUGCUGCAAAUUAUGCUUGUAAUAUUGGAUGUGCUUUGAGCCAAUGCAAGAACUUCAUGAUCCUAAAUGAUGGAGAGAAGCUUGGAGUAUGCAUGGCUAGUUGCAGUGACAAGUACUGUGCCACAAAGGCUGCAGCUGCUUGAUGAACUUGGUUUCUUAUAUGUUUCUACUUGUAGUAUCUAGUAAUAAUAUCAAUAAUUUUGGAGGCUAAGAAUAAAUGCUCACCUCUAUUGUUGCCCUCAUGGAGGAACUAGGCUGAAUACUGUGUGCUGUGAAUGUGAUCUUAUGACAUUCAAAUAUAUGAAAGUUCUAUCUUUCAGUUUAUGAA